CCCGUCUCUGCGCUUGGACACUGCUCUGCGCUUGGUUCUUUCACUGCCUAUAUAAUCCACUUGGCACUGCUCUUCACCACUACAACCACAAUGGUCGUCCUGCACUCUGUCCUCGCCCCGGCCCUGCCCAUCAAGGCCGCCUCGCCCAUCCACCCAGCCUCGCUCGUCCCCGCCGCCACCCACUCCGACGAGCUGCUCUCCCUCCUCAGCCUGCACCCCGCCUCCUCCCACCUCAUUGACCACCUAGUGGCGCUCACCACGGACACUGUCACCUUUGCGCUCAGCCGCGCCCUGACCAACCCCGCCGCCGCCACCUUUCCCACCUUCGUCAAGCAGGUCAUCCACCGCGCGAGCCUCGCCACCCCCGUCCUCCUCUCCGCCAUGGUCUACAUCGCCCGCGCCAAAAAGUACCUCAGCAUCGCGCACGAGGAGUGGGCCCUCGAGCGCGUCUUCCUCGGCGCCGUCGUCGUCGCCUCAAAGUACCUGAACGACUCGUGCCUGAAGAACCACCACUGGAGCACCAUCACGCAGACCUUCGGCACGCGCGACAUCGGGCGCAUCGAGCGCGAGUGGUGCGCCGUGCUCGACUUCGAGUUCGCCGUCUCCGAGGGCGACCUCAUGGCCUUCUACCCCGCACUCGCGCCGUACCUGCCCUCCCGCCCCGCCUCCCCCGCCUCCGCCUCCGUGCCAGCCAAAGACAAGAAGACGCGCCGCAAGGAGAGCAGUCCGACGCCGUUCGAGUACGGCGCGUUCGACAUCCUGCCCUCGGACGUGCACUCGCCGAGCAGCGACAGCGAGGGCAGCACGAUGUUCGACGAGGAGGACCGGCGCAGCCCGUACACGCCCAGCACGUCGCCCUUCUCGCCGGGCCACCACAGCAGCCACAGCCACCACGCGCACGCGCAUCAGCACAAGAGGCGGCCGUCCGCGAGCGUGCCCGAGGACGUCGAGAUGCACGACGACGACGCCGAGAGGGCCGAGCAGGAGCGCCGCGGGCGCCCGCGCGAGCAGACCAAGUCCGCGCUCACGCACCGCGCGACGGGCAAGUUCCAGAUCGUCGCGGCCCACCCGCGCGCGCCCUCCGACGCGCCGCAGCGCCAGUCGCACCACUCUAUGGCGAGCCUGCUGAAGGCGUUCCCGAUGCCCCUCCCCGUGCGCAAGGUGUCGGGCCUGCGCCCGCGGAUGCCGGUCAGGGUGUCGUGAUCCCCGCCGCGCACAACGAUCUGUCCGUUGCCUUUGGGAUGUCGGUGUGACCAUGCUGUCCGCGCUCCCGCUUAUACUUGAAGAACGAAGGAAGACGACCGGAGAUGGUCGAGAAGAAGAAGAAGAAGAAGAAGAAGAAGAAGGGCACUUCGUGCCCGAGGAGGAAGAGAAGACCACGCUCACUUCGUUCGCGUUUCGACUACACUACACUACCCGCACCCGCGCCCCGGCGAUGGUCAUGGAUCUACGAGACCUGCGCGCUGGGGCGCGCCCACACACUCGUUGGUUCCUGUUUCAACUCCCCUACGUUCGACAAGCAAAAAUUGUCUGCUGCCGUUGGUUUUCUGGCAGGCCAUGGGCUUUUGACGCAUCCCGUCUCAUCAUUCCUCCUUUGCCUUCUGAGGAGGAAGUCGUUUGGUUUCGUAACUUAUUUAAUGUUCGCCUAGAACACGAAAUAUGUCUGGAUUGGUUCAAUAAAUUAUUACUUUCGUCUCUCUGCUCUUGCGUGCCAGUGCACCUGUCCUCCAUCAACAUUCAAUCACUCGUGCUGCAGGUCGUGCCUUGGCUUAUCCUC
This is a messenger RNA of Gloeophyllum trabeum ATCC 11539, 1777 nucleotides long. RefSeq lists its product as uncharacterized. The transcript is spliced from 3 exons. The record is from RefSeq and is a predicted model, not a curated record. Gene Ontology annotation, biological process: regulation of cyclin-dependent protein serine/threonine kinase activity. Lineage: Eukaryota; Fungi; Basidiomycota; Agaricomycetes; Gloeophyllales; Gloeophyllaceae. Gene Ontology annotation, cellular component: nucleus; cyclin-dependent protein kinase holoenzyme complex. Gene Ontology annotation, molecular function: protein kinase binding; cyclin-dependent protein serine/threonine kinase regulator activity. The coding region runs from base 91 to 1203 and encodes 370 amino acids.